Molecule: messenger RNA, 1325 nt
Organism: Owenia fusiformis
Lineage: Eukaryota; Metazoa; Annelida; Polychaeta; Sabellida; Oweniidae
Source: the annotation of a GenBank genome assembly
UGACACGCCAAGAGCGCGUAGAGGCGGAGCUUAUAAUAAUCCGAUGCUCUGAUUGGUCGGAAGUCUCACGCCGGCUAGUGUACAAAGAUUAUCGGCGUGUGAGUGUAUAAAAGCGCGUGCGAUUGUUUCGGUGGCAUACACGCAAAGCGCUCACUUCAAGUAACUAAGACUCGCGAGCCGGGCAGACGAACAAAUAUGACGACAACUCUUUGUAACUUAGUACCAAUCCGUCCAGCGGAUUCGAUUAAAACUGAGGGUGGCCAACUUACAACCUGCAACUUAGUGCUUCUGCAGACAGUCCCUAUGUCACAUACUGUCACCCUUUCGCCAACUGGAUCUACUGGAAGUACAGGCUCAACUCCAAACACAAACAGUUCGGGGAAACGACUACUGAAACGCGCAGCACCAGACCAGCCAGAACAGCUCAGAUGCAAAAGAAGACUUGACUUUAACAAAUACAAUCUACCAAAGCCUGCACCUCAGCAAGUUGCACGUCGUAACGAACGUGAGAGAAACCGAGUGAAACUAGUUAACCUUGGAUUCAACACUCUGAGGGAACACGUACCAGAGGGCCAGAAAAAUAAGAAAAUGAGCAAAGUAGAAACACUACGUUCGGCCGUUGAAUACAUCAAACACCUACAGGAGCUCCUAGAUGAGAAUGACGCCAUCAAUGCAGCCUUUAAUAGCCAAAUGCAACAUUCUCCAAUCGACUCUCUCCACGGACAAGCAUCCCCAGGAUAUUCGUCUGACUCUAGCGGAGGAUACAAUUACAGUAACGAGUUCGAGCAAGCGCCCCUUUCCCCCGAGGAGCAAGAGCUACUGAGUACUAUAGAUUGGUUCCAGUGAGGCAACGAUUUAAACAAGGAUUUAAAUCCGAGAAAAUCCCUCUGAAUGGUCGUGGCCAUAGCAACGAACUUCACAAUUGUGCCCCGAGACAAAAGCAGGACUACUUUCCUCGGCGGAGCUAGACAGCGGAUUAAGCCGCGUCACACUUGCGAAGUGCCAGUCGCGCGCCGGCACGUGACGCAAGCCAAUAACAUUUCGGGACUUUGUGCAACGAUUUAUUUAACACUGAAACAAUGUAAAUAGACAACUAUACAAAAUAGAAACAGUGUAUAUAUGUAAAUAUUACAUGAAUAUGUACAAACGUGUACAUAAGACUGCUGCUAGGAUACAAAACACAACAAACAUUUACAAUAAUUAAAGUGCUUCCCUAGAAAUAUUCACUGCUUUGCUGAUUUCUACAUCACGUGACUAAGAUGUUGUAACUUUGAUAAAAGUUUAUACUUGACAGUUUCCAAUGUUUAACAAAUGAAAAUAUUUAC